Molecule: messenger RNA, 1727 nt
Organism: Cryptotermes secundus
Lineage: Eukaryota; Metazoa; Arthropoda; Insecta; Blattodea; Kalotermitidae
Product: transcriptional regulator DEF1
Exons: 2
Coding region: 245-1192 (315 amino acids)
Source: RefSeq, a predicted model, not a curated record
GAGAUCUUCAUUCGCAUCGUGUGGUGAAAACAUGAUCUAGUAACUCUCUGCGUCGCUGUCUGAUGAUGACGCAACAUGAAAGAUGAUUUAGACAUGUUUUAGACAUAUAGCAGAUCGUGUGACAGUUAGAGCUCAGGCAGUGAGGUUGGGUGGGGUGGACCAGUUGUGGUUGCUCUAUAUAUUUCCUGACGGAGCAAACAGGCCUCAGUUCAGCACAGAGGUCGCCAUUACGGACUUGGCAGCAAUGAUUUUUCCCACAGCGCUGCUUGCCAUCAUCCUCUUUAUGGAUGUGACGUUGGCAGUCGAAAAGCAAGUAAAACUUGAAGAUAUUGAGCGAGACUACCUAAGGGCUAAACAGGCACAGAAACAACAGCAGCAGCAACAACAACAGCAAGUCAAGCCCCAACAGCCGGCCAGGGACCCAGAAUACACAGGCAAUCAGCAACUCAACUACCCGGUCCAUCAGCAGCUGCAGGCUUACCAACCUCAGGUGCAGUUCCAGGCUCCGCCAACAGCCGGCGCUGUAGCACUGUACCUGACAAAUAACGGUCUUCAUGGGGACUAUCUAGGCAUCGUGCCCCAUGUUGCUUACAUCUCGCCUCAACACCAGAGCAUACCGAUCGAGCCUCAACAGUUCUACCUGCAUCCGGGUGGCUACAGUGGCUUCCAGUUCGUGCGAGCUCCCCCAACGCCUUUGAUCUACAGCAACCCGCCGGCUACAGCCCUUGGACCUCCCAAAGUUGUCCAUUCCUCUACCCAGAAGGAAGUUCCCACACUUCCCUCAGAAGCAAACACACCACCACAACACGAUCUGCGAGUGUCACAGCUUGCCUACCAGCAGCAACCACCAGCAGCAGCAAGUGCCGUGUACACCCUUCAACAAGGCUACAAUCCCAUCCCCAAGGAAUUACAAAGCUAUACCACCAUCCCAGCGGCAGUGUACCAAGGCAAGGAACCGGACUUCCUCUACGAUCAACAGCCUUCCGUCUCUUUGACGAAUGACGGGAUCAAUUCUUACAACGCACUGCAGCAGCAACAGUCGAAGCCGCAGAGACCAGUCUUCAGCUCCGGCGUCAAGUCCAAUGGGUCAGUUUCUCUCAAAGCUUUGACAAGUGGAGGGAGCUUCCUCUUCCCCACACGUCACUUCCCCAGUCCUGGUAUCAGCUACAGGCAAGGACCCGGGCCGUUUUAGGUUCUGUGACUUCAUCACUUGACUCUUUGGAAUUGAGUAAUGUGCACCGUAGCGCUGAUUUGAGGUCCGCGCCACUUAUCGAACUGCAGCCAUCUUUUGUAGGCUGGCAUACUUUCAGGGAACAGGGACUCCCAUCAGUUUCCUUUCACCCUUCACUUUAUUUCACUUGAAUGACUCUACGGCCGAGCAGUCUAGUGAAGAGGUGGACAUACUCGGUUCGAAUCUCGGCUGGGACUUCAAAUAUCAUGCCUGAGAUUUUUCGUGGUUUUCUUUAAUCCCUCCACGCAUAUUCCGGGAUAUUACCUAAAUUAUACCAGGACCGUUUCCUUCCAAAUCCUUUCAAAUUCAUCAGUCUACCAUUUAAAUGUAUGUAGUCUAGAUAUAUUGUGCGAUGUAAAAUAAACCUCAAAGAAAAUGCAUUUGAACGAAGGCAAUGAAAGUGAGAUGAUCGCGCAAAGGAGAAGCAAAAUAAUAAAAAAAAAAACUUUGUUAUAUGUAUAUUUCAAUAUAACUCAAUAUUUACAGUGAAUUUAAA